AUGUCCUCGUCGGCGCAUCAGCAGCAGCAGCACCAGCCGCCGCCGUCGCUGUCGCUGUCGACGUCGCCUCGCCAAACAAUGGCCACGACGGCAACGUCCACGGCCACAGCGACGUCCACAUCGCGGUCGACAUCGCCGCCCACAUCGCUGUCACAUCAUUCACUCCAACAGCAUCAAAACCAGCAAGACCACCACCACCAGCAGGCACAAACACAACCACAAACACAAACACAACAGCAACACCCCUCCCCGCCCCUCGCGCCGCUCUACCCGCACCUCCCCUCCCCCUCGUCGGAGCGGCACGUCGCCGAGGCGCGCGCCGCCGUCGUCGCCUCCAUCGGCAACAUGCUCGACUCGCAGCUGCAGACGCGCGCCUCGGUGCUGCACGACAAUGCCGCCGCCCUCGACCGCCAGGAGCGCGACGUCCUCGCCGCCACCGAGGGCCUGCGCCGCGAGCGCGAGCGCCUCGCCCGCGAGGCCGACGCCGCCGCCCGCAAGGUCAAGGAGCUCGGCAACGUCCAGAACUGGGCGGAGGUCCUCGAGCGCGGGUUCCUGGUGCUUGAGGAGACGGUGCGCUUGGCCAACGGCGGGAGUGACCGUGGCGAUGGGGGCGAGGACGGGGACGAGGAUGGCAGUGGUGGGGGGAGUAGCUGCAGCUGUAGCUGCUCCGAGUGUGGGAGGGAGGACGAUGGCCAUGUCGGUCCCGAGGACAUGGAUCUGGAUGCGGAUGGGGAUGUGAAUGGCGGACAGGGCGGGCCUCAUGGCAAGGACGCCGAGACGGACGCCAUGGCGGUGGACGCGGAUGGGACGCGCAGCGCGUGGUCCGACACCAGCCGCAGUCUCAUGGAGCCCGAAUCAAGUACAGGGACAGGCAGGGCAAAAGGAUCCGAUACUGCGUCCCUCUCUACAGGGUCGUCGUCCAAGGACGUGACCUAG
Messenger RNA from Purpureocillium lilacinum, 936 nucleotides. RefSeq lists its product as uncharacterized. Lineage: Eukaryota; Fungi; Ascomycota; Sordariomycetes; Hypocreales; Ophiocordycipitaceae. Gene Ontology annotation, cellular component: BLOC-1 complex. The record is from RefSeq and is a predicted model, not a curated record. Gene Ontology annotation, biological process: endosomal transport.